AGCAGGCUGAAAGAGAGACACGGACAGACGGACGGACGGGCGGAGGGAGAGGCACUAACGCUUGCUGAAGAGGGGCAGUCUUGCAAGAACGCGGUGUUGUGUUGUUUUCUUUUCCCCGCUGGAGGAGCGUGAGCGCUGUGGAUGGAAAGAGGAUGCAUUGUGGGCUGCUGGAGGAGCCGGAUAUGGAUUCCACAGAGAGUUGGAUUGAGAGAUGCCUCAGUGAGAGCGAGAGCAAGCGGUACUCCAGCCACACGUCUCUGGGGAAUUUGUCCAAUGAUGAGAAUGAGGAAAAGGAGAACAACAGAGCAUGUAAGCGUCACUCCACGCCAGCAACACUCCAGUGGCUGGAAGAGAACUAUGAGAUAGCAGAAGGAGUGUGUGUCCCUCGCAAUGCUCUCUACAUGCACUACCUGGACUUCUGCGAGAAGCACGACUCCCAGCCGGUGAACGCAGCCAGCUUUGGCAAGAUCAUAAGACAACAGUUCCCUCAGCUAACCACACGGAGACUUGGAACCAGAGGCCAGUCAAAGUACCACUACUAUGGCAUUGCGGUGAAGGAGAGCUCGCAGUACUACGAUGUGAUGUACUCCAAGAAGGGCGCAGCAUGGGUGAACGAGACGGGCAAGAAGGAGGUGACCAAGCAGACAGUGGCGUAUUCACCGCGCUCCAAGCUGGGGACGCUUCUGCCAGACUUUCCAAAUGUCAAAGACCUAAAUCUGCCUGCCAGCCUGCCAGGGGAGAAGGUCUCCACGUUUAUUAUGAUGUAUCGCACCCAUUGCCAGAGGAUACUGGACACGGUCAUACGGGCCAACUUUGAUGAGGUCCAGAGCUUCCUGCUGCACUUCUGGCAGGGCAUGCCACCCCACAUGCUGCCCGUGAUGUGCUCUGCCGUCGUGGUCAACAUCGUCGGUGUCUGCGACUCCAUCCUCUACAAGGCCAUCUCUGGGGUCCUCAUGCCCACUGUACUCCAGGCACUGCCAGACAGUUUGACGCAGGUGAUUCGAAAAUUUGCCAAACAGCUGGAUGACUGGCUGAAGAUUGCGUUGCAUGACCUGCCAGAGAACCUGCGGAACAUCAAGUUUGAGUUGGCUCGAAGAUUCUCCCAGAUUCUAAAGAGGCAGACUUCUUUAAACCACCUAUGUCAGGCUUCGCGGACAGUCAUCCACAGUGCGGACAUCACGUUUCAGAUGCUGGAAGACUGGCGGAACGUGGACCUGAACAGCAUCACCAAGCAGACGCUCUAUACCAUGGAGGACUCGCGAGAGGACCAGCGCAGACUCAUCGUCCAGCUUUAUCAAGAGUUUGAUCGUUUGCUGGAGGACCAGUCGCCCAUUGAAGCCUACAUUGAAUGGCUAGACUCCAUGGUGGACAGAUGUGUAGUGAAGGAGUCCGAGAAGCGACCCGGGAGCCUGAAGAGGGUAGCUCAGCAGUUCCUGCUCAUGUGGUCAUGUUUUGGGACGCGGGUGAUCCGUGAUAUGACCCUCCACAGUGCACCCAGCUUCGGCUCGUUUCACCUGAUCCACCUGAUGUUUGAUGACUAUGUCCUGUACCUGCUGGAGUCCCUGCACUGCCAGGAGAGGGCCAACGAGCUGAUGAGGGCCAUGAAGGGAGAGGCCAGCACAGCCGACCGAGCUGAAGACAUGAUGCUGACAGAGACCACGCCCUCAUCCCCUGCGGUCUACUUUCCCGCUAAAUCGGUUCCCUCGGUGGGAGUCCCGGCCCUCAGCUCGCCCACCUCUGCCCAGUCUCCCGAAUACACUGGCGCGGCCACCACCACAGGUGCUGUUCAGUCAUAUACCUGGUCCCUUACGUACACAGUGACUACAUCAGGAGGCUCUCCAUCUGAAGGCGGAUCCCAGGUCUCCUGCAUGCGCAGUCCCCCUUCCGUGACCCCUCCAGCCGCCAGCCACCGAAUGCCAGUCUACCCACACCGGGAUGAACACGGGUACACGGGGAGCUACAACUACAGCAGCUACACCAACCAGCACCAUCACCCAAUCCAGAGCCAGUAUCCCAGUCUGCCCCAUGAAACAGGCCUUCCUACACCCCUCCACUACCCUGCCUACCACCGCACUCCUACCCAGUACCCUCUCAACAGCCCUAUGACGCGCAUGGAGCCCUGCCUGAUGGGCAGCACGUCAAGGCUGCACCCCUCGCCCAUGGCACCGCGCUGGCCCGACCUCCCGCCCGCCAACGGCUGCUAUACCGCCCCGCCCAUGCACUCGUCCCGCUACAGCGCCAGCGCCGACGUCUACGCGCCGCUCGCCCCGCUCGCCCCGCGCCGCACCACCGAGUACGAGCACGCGCAACACUUCUCCGGCUUCGCCUACAUCAACGGGGAGGCCACCACCGGUUGGGCCAAGUAAAAGGUGGGGGGCCCUCUAUACAGCAGCGGCGCCUCAUCAGAGGGGGCGCACCUCCCCCCCACACACCCAGCCAGCCCUGUGCGUGAGGACUGUACAACGGCUCCAGCCGGGCCAGAGGAGAGGAACGAGAGGUCGCCCCAUCCAUCUCAUCUCAGACAAGGCACAGUCUCAACCUCGACGACCGUCGAGACGUCUUCUGAGAGAGGAGAGAUAGCUCGCCUGCAAACUUCUCUGACCUUUUAUUUUUUUUCUUAAAUGUCUUUCUCUUCAGUGAGAAUCGCAAUCUGCUCUUCUGUGCCUUUUACAUGCACUCCCCCGCCUCUCCCGUGCCCUUAUUAAGUGUGGGCUUGGGUCUGCUACUCGGCUCAGCGAACAAGUUGGAGCAGAGCCAUGGCCAGAACUACGCAAUUCACGGGACUGUGUUUACCCUCGGCGCCUCUCUUGACGUCAGUGCAAUUGUUCAAUGUCAUUAUAGCCGUCUCUUCCCUCAGCUUUUUUCCUGGUGCGGCGACCUCAACCUGCUCCACUUAUUUGUUGGGCGUCAAAACUGUUUCUGCUCCAGUGCUGUGUGGAGGGGGACCAGGGAAGUGUAGGGGUUGUGAGUUUAUCUCUGUGUGGGAGCCGCCACACAAACACGCAAGCGCGUCACAAAACAAACGGGUGCCUGAGGGUCACUGCAAAUCAAACCGCCGGCAGCCACAAUCAGUCUCAUCUACUCUGCAGCAGCUCAUUUCAAAUGUGAAAGUUGUCAUUUCACAUAACUAAGUGUUUUGGAAUGAGUUUAUGCUUUGCCUUGACAGGCUUCUUGUGAGCUCUCUGAAAUAGGAAGGCUUGACUGCAUCUGUGGAGGGACUUAUCAUAGAUAUAUACUCUGUAGCUGUGUAACAUGCUAUCCUUUUGCUCUAUUUUGCUGUGUUGGUGCAGUGUUUGUUUGGUGUUUUGUAUGGUUAGUGUGAAAAACGCUUGAAUAACCUAGGUUUGUGUGUUUUUAAAUGCACUCCGAGCUCCUGUGGAUCUAUUACCCUAUGGGUAGAAAUAAAAAGGAAAAUCUAUGUAAGAAAAAAAUGUAACAUUUAUGAUCUGUAGUCACUCUUUUCCUGUAAAUAAAAGCACUCAAUAACUGCUGUGGUGACAACUGUUGCCGUGUAAAAUUAUAUAUGUGGAGUAAUUUGUUACCACAUAAAGAAUUUUUAAAAUCCAA
Messenger RNA from Clupea harengus (Atlantic herring), 3567 nucleotides. It is a transcript of the gene rfx4, whose product is annotated as regulatory factor X, 4. Gene Ontology annotation, biological process: regulation of transcription by RNA polymerase II. The record is from RefSeq and is a predicted model, not a curated record. Gene Ontology annotation, molecular function: RNA polymerase II cis-regulatory region sequence-specific DNA binding; DNA-binding transcription factor activity, RNA polymerase II-specific. NCBI's taxonomy places the organism in Eukaryota, Metazoa, Chordata, Actinopteri, Clupeiformes, Clupeidae.